UCUCUCCGUUAGUUACUCUAUGAUUGUCUUUCUCUCUCUCUCUUUCUUUCUCCAUGAAAACGAAAAUGGAUCAAAAGCUUGGAAAUGAUUUACCCGCAAAAGCCGUAGAAAUUCAUGGUCUAUUGUAAAAUUAAAGAUAGAGCCAGCGGUUCAUCUUUCAUGGUAACAAGUUGAAGAAAGAAGAAAAGGAAUAUGGAUAAGAAGAAUAGCAGUAACAAAAUCAACAUGAAAUCUAAAGGAGGAGGAGAAGAAUCGACGAUGAUGAUGAGGAAGGUGUUGUUGGGGUUAGGGUUCUGGGUGCAGGGGCUAAGGUGUUUUCCAUGGAUGGGUGUUAAUUACUACCUAAAGGAUAAUCUUCGAGUUGAUGCAACAACCCUUCAACUCCUUCAAAAUUCGGCUAAUCUUCCUAUGGUUGCUAAACCUGUUUAUGGCCUCAUUUCUGAUUCUUUCUACAUUGCUGGCCAACAUCGCAUCCCUUACAUUGCUUUUGGAGCUAUUCUACAAUCACUGUCAUGGCUAGCUAUUGCGUUUUAUCCGUCAGAAGCAUCUUUCUCUACUAUAACAAUAUGCCUCCUGUUGGGGAAUCUGGGUGCUUCAAUUGUUGAGGUUGCCAACGAUGCUGUCGUUGCAGAAACCUCGCAGUCAUCUUCGGGGGGUUUGCAGUCGUUUGUCUGGAUGGCUAGUUCGUUAGGCGGAGUAAUGGGGAACCUUCUCGGUGGAAUUGCUAUCGAGAAGUUUUCUCCAAAGGGAAUGUUCGUUAUAUUCGGUCUUAUACUUGGUAUGCAACAUCUAUUAACACUUUUCAUUCGUGAAAGUUAUUUGAACCUCCCGAAAGGAUCAUCAGACAUGAGCAUCCGAAAGCAAUUCAACGAGCUCGUGUCAGCCCUUAAAAGACCCGAGAUCUCGCGAUCAAUAACUUGGCUUGCAUUUUCCUAUGGAAUAAUUCCUUCUCUAGCCGGGACAAUGUUCUUCUACCAAUCGCAGCAUUUAGGGAUUGAUUCGUCGGCUAUCGGUAUCUCCAAGGUGUUUGGACAAGUUGCUAUGCUUCUAUGGGGCAUAGUGUAUAAUCAAAGGUUGAGAUCAUGGACACCGAGGAGAUUGAUCACGACUAUCCAAUGUGUGAUGGGCAUUUUCGUGGUGUCGGAUUAUUUGUUCGUGAAAGGGAUUUAUAGAAGUUUGUGGGUGCCCGAUACGGUUUAUGUGGUUUUGUUUUCGGGUUUGAUCGAGGUUUUGUGUUUUUUUAAGAUAUUGCCGUUUACUAUUGUAAUGGCGCAACUUUGUCCGCAUGGAUGUGAAGGUUCGUUGAUGGCGUUUGUGAUGUCGACAGUAGCUUUGGCGUUUAUCGUGAGCGGUUAUUUUGGAGUCGUUCUUUCGUCUUACGUUGGUGUGACGGCGGAAGAUGGGUUUUCGAAAUUGCCGUUUGCUUUGAUUAUACAAUCCGUUUGCAUGUUCUUGCCGAUAUAUUGGUCGUCUUGUAUACCGGAAUUGCCUUCCAAAUCGAAAAAGAAAGAAACAUAAGAAUGUUUUUUUAUAUUUGUUGUUAUGUUGGUGAGGAUUUAAUUUGUUCCUUUAAUAAUACAAAAAGUCCAACAUCAAAUAAUGUAGUGUUUUAUAUAUCUUUGUGUUGUUUAUUCAUCUUUUUUCUUGAACCAAAAAAAAAUAUUAAUGCAAUUGUUUUCUUUUUAUGUGGUGUA
Messenger RNA from Impatiens glandulifera, 1694 nucleotides. Its product is annotated as probable folate-biopterin transporter 7. The coding region runs from base 193 to 1518 and encodes 441 amino acids. The transcript has 3 exons. Lineage: Eukaryota; Viridiplantae; Streptophyta; Magnoliopsida; Ericales; Balsaminaceae. The record is from RefSeq and is a predicted model, not a curated record.